Lolium rigidum is the source of this 666-nucleotide messenger RNA. Its product is annotated as probable 3-beta-hydroxysteroid-Delta(8),Delta(7)-isomerase. Gene Ontology annotation, cellular component: endoplasmic reticulum; membrane. Gene Ontology annotation, molecular function: C-8 sterol isomerase activity; cholestenol delta-isomerase activity; steroid Delta-isomerase activity. Bases 8 to 658 code for a protein of 216 amino acids. The record is from RefSeq and is a predicted model, not a curated record. NCBI's taxonomy places the organism in Eukaryota, Viridiplantae, Streptophyta, Magnoliopsida, Poales, Poaceae. Gene Ontology annotation, biological process: sterol biosynthetic process. The transcript has 4 exons.
GACGGCAAUGGCCGCCCACCCCUACGCGCCGGCGGAGCUCGACCUCCCGGGCUACGUGCCGCUGCGCCUCUCCCAGCUCGAGAUCCUAGCGGGCUACCUCGGCACCUCCGUCUUCGUCCUGCUCGCCGUCUGGCUCGUCUCCGGAAGGUGCCGCCGACUAUCCAAGGCCGACCGCCUGCUCAUGUGCUGGUGGGCGUUCACCGGCCUGACCCACAUCCUCAUCGAGGGGCCAUUCGUCUUCACCCCGGAUUUCUUCUCCAAGACCAACCCCAAUUACUUCGAUGAAGUCUGGAAGGAGUACAGCAAAGGCGACUCCAGAUACGUCGCCAGGGACACCGCCACCGUCACGGUCGAAGGGAUCACGGCUGUGCUCGAAGGCCCCGCUUCGCUGCUUGCAGUCUAUGCAAUUGGAUCGGGGAAGUCCUAUAGCCAUAUCCUCCAGUUCACUGUAUGUCUGGGCCAGCUGUACGGAUGCUUGGUCUACUUCAUCACCGCCUACCUGGAUGGCUUCAACUUCUGGGUCAGUCCAUUCUACUUCUGGGCAUAUUUCAUCGGCGCAAACAGUUCAUGGGUUGUGAUACCAACGCUGAUCGCCGCAAGGAGUUGGAAGAGGAUCUGCGCAGCAAUCCAUCAAAGCGAAAAGGUCAAGACCAAGUAAUGCCUUCC